GGUGGUAGUAUAGUCAAGCUAUUUGUAAAGCUACUUUUAUCACGAAGUUGCAUAGCAACCCAGUAUCAACCAUUAACCUAAUAUUUACUCACAAAUCACAAUCAAUUUCUCAUGAAUUACGACCCCCAAUUUCUUAAUCGAUGCUAUCUUCAUGUUCUCAAUCUUCCCAAUUUUGAAAAUAAUUUUACUACUCAGACUAUCUGUUAAUGGUAAUUUUACUUCAUGGUUACUUCUUUGAAUGAUUCAGAUCAAUUUUGAAGGGUUUUUUUUUCCAAGAAUUUUAUAGAUCAGUUACUCCAAUCAAUAAGGUUUGAUUGACACUUACUUUUUUACUGCCAUUUCCGGCUAAAUAUGGUUUUAUUUGAUCAUGGAUUUGUUUUCAUUUUGAUUUAAGGUUAUAAUACUAUCUUUGUUAAUUAGGGUUAGGGUUCAUGCACCAAGAAUCAAAGUACUUCAUCUGGUUGAUGUGUUUUUUAGGGGUGUUUUAUGAAAUUAGUGGUUGAUUGUAUCUAAAAUACUCCAAUCUGGUGUUUACUAGGGUUUUUGUACAAAAAAAAUAGUUUUGGUUGUCGGUAAUUCGAGUAUUAAAUAUGUCUAGAAGAUCUGAAGAUUUAAGGAUGAAGACUUCAAUUGUCUCUACAAGAGAUCGGCGUGAUGAUAUGGAUGAGGAACCCUAUUUUGUAUCACGUCGUGGAAGUAGUGUUCGAGAAGAGCUACCUUUGCGUUCUAGGCGAAGUUUAAGUCCUCAAGAAGGUGUCGAAAGGAGUCGGAGACCUAUGGUUAGAGAACGAAGAAGUAAUUCACUUGAAAAGAGGAAAAAUUAUGAUGUACACAUUGAUCAAGUUCGUCGUGGUGGUCAUAUGCUGUCAAGAUCACCUCCAAUUGAGCAUCCGCAAAAGAGGCAACAGCUUAUGGAUGAAAGGGCUUUUGUAACAAGUCCAACUUCGAUGAGAUUACAAAGGAAUUUUGAGUAUGUUGAGUAUGAAGAUUAUAAUAAUUUGAACUCAAGAUCUAGGAAUUUAUACACUUAUGAUGGUCAUAGUGAAGUUGUUAAACAUAAGGAUUAUAGUACAAGAAGAUCUGGCUCAAGUGGGCAUAGACUUUUGGUUGAAUCGAUUCCUUUUGAGGAUACUGUGGAGAGAGAUGUUGGGUUGCGCCCGAAUUAUGUAAUUGCUUCUAGACAUGUUGAACCAAGUGGGAAGUACUCAACUAUGGAUAUGCACAGAGUGAAGGAUGGAAAAACUAGGUAUCAAGAUGUGAUUUCCAACGAAAAGUUGGUUAAGGAGAUUCACUACAAGGAUGGUGAACAAUCUGCACAUUAUGCUAGAGAUAGUCAGUAUAUAGAUCAUCCACUAUCUCAAACCAAGGACUAUGGAGGUGAAGAGUUACUAAAGAAUAAUCCAAGCACCUCCUCGAGUAUUAUAGUGAGAGGAGAAUAUGUGAAUAAGAUCCGGGAUAUUCGUACACUAUCAUCUGAUGGGUAUCCAAAACGCUAUGGAAAAAAUUUAGAACAUCAUGUGAGUGAUGAGUAUGGUCCAAGGAUAGUGUCAGACACUAGGAGAGGAUAUGAAACAAUAUGUAGGGAUGCCAAAUGUUAUGCUUGUGAUGCAUACCAAGCUUCUAGGUUGGAGCAUAAAGAAUAUAUGUAUCCUGAAGUUGGGGUUAGAGGGGAUGAUGAGACUGCAUAUGUUUCUCAAGAACAUUUGUAUGGUAAGACAAAAUAUGCUCGUGAUGAACAUGUUUCGAGGGGUUUUCUUAGACCAGAUCUUAUGGAAUCACAUGAAAAUAUACCUAAUGCUGAAGGUUCUCGAAGAAUUAUUAAGAAUGUUGGAGCUCAAGAUUUUGAUGUAAUCGAAAAGGAGAUGGCUCCAGAUUAUGGGGAUAUAAGAAGAUCUUCAGAUGUUCUUAUAGAAGCUGGGGAUUUCUUGGACAAUGGAUAUUCUCAUGGUGAGAUAACAAGAAAAGUUUCAAACCAUCAUCAUGUGUCGGAUCAUGGUGGCUUGCAUGAGCAUGAUUUUGAUGAUCUUCAUUUGGGUCAUGGUUAUGGAAGUUAUGCACCAGGUGGGUCAGAUAGAACCAGAUUGAAAAAUUCUUCGGAAUAUAGAAAUGUGGAAUUGCAAAGACAUGCAGGAGGAUUUGAAAGAAUCAAAGGUGAUGAGAUUGUAAAUAAUGACAGGUUGCUCAAACGAAAAUAUAGUGCAGGUGAAGAAGUAAGCAGAACGGAAUCUAGAGGUGAGAUGCGAAAUAAAUGGAAUAUAGCAAGUGGAAAUGAUGAUUUCUAUGAACACCAUAUUGAGAGGACCAGUAGGAAAGCUAGUAUUACGCAAUCGAAGAGGCAUUCUGGAAAUGAGCGCGAACAAUUCUAUCCAGAAACUAAGAGGUCUUCUAGGGAUGAGCGUGGUCAAUUCUAUCUAGAAACUGAGCAAAUGUCUGAUGGAACCUACUGUCAUAAAGACUCUAAUGAUGUUGGUUUGACAUCAUAUCAAGAUCAAUCAGGAAAUAUAUAUGAGCAUUCUGGAAAACCAUUCAAAAUGGGAAAUAGGUAUCUUAAGGGAUAUACAAAAUCUGAACCUUCUAAAAGCUACAGUCAUGUGCACCAUACACAUCAAAAGACUAAUCACUACAAGCACCAAAGUCUUGGUCAAAGGAAUGAAAAUGAUAAUACUGUGGCAAUACCUGCACAGGUUGUUGACGUACCAGACGAAUCUAGGGCUCUAUGGAAGUCUGAGCCUCUGGAGGAUUCUGAUGGUUUUAAGCAGAGAAUACAAACAGCAUUUUUAGACUUCUCCAAGAGAUUUAAUGAGAACCCAACUGCUCGAAAGCUGUACAAGGAGGACGGAAAGGCGGGUAGUCUGUUCUGUGUCGUGUGCCGUCGAAGCGCAUCAAAAGCGUUCCAAAAUACAAGGGCGUUGGCGACUCAUGCUUUCAUGUCUCACAAGAAUGGAUUGCGGCCACAACACUUGGGCCUCCAUAGAGCCUUAUGUGUCCUGAUGGGAUGGAAUAGAAUGCCCGACCCUGAGACAGGCACCUGGUCCCCAGAGCCACUUCCCGGACCUGACGCUUUGGCUUUGAAGGAGGACCUUAUCCUGUGGCCCCCUAUUGUCAUUGUUCACAAUAUAUCCCUAUCAAAUAAUGAUCACAACAAAUGGAAGCUCAUAAACAUUGAUGCACUUGAGGAAUUUCUGAGAGAUAAGGGUUUCCAUCUGGGCAAGAUGAAAAUCUGUCUCGGGAAUCCAGGAGAUCACAGUGUAAUCUUGGUGAAAUUCUUGGGAACUUUUUCGGGGCUGCAAGAAGCAGAAAGGCUUAACAAGAUAUUUCUCGACAGGAAGCAUGGAAGACUUGAUUUUGAUCAAGCUAUUUCUGGAAGUGGGGCAAUGGAUGAGUCGAUGAAAGGAGAUAAUCCAUCUGAGAAGUUAGAGGAUGUGCUGCUUUACGGUUACAUGGGAAUUUCUGAAGACUUAGACAGUGUUGAUUUUGAUACAAAGAAAAGGUGUUCAGUGAAGAGCAAAAAAGAGAUUCAUGAAAUCGCAGAUGCACCCGUGAAGGCGGAAUAACCAAACCUUACAGCUAUUUCGGUGAGAUUGGUUUAUGUUUGAUAAAAUAUCACCGAGAGUUUGAAGGAAUAUUCAGAGUCAAGUCGGAUGAUAUGCUUCUUCACAGAAACGUAAUGAUAUUUUUGUAUAUCCCUACAAAAAUGAUGAAGAAAACGCUUGCAUUGUAUAGCAGAUGCUACCCAAACAUGUAGACGAAUGAGCUCGUCCGAGGAUUAUUCUCAACCAAGCUGACAUUGUAAUUUGUUUUAAUCUACUUUGCUAUCUUUUUCUUUCUAUGGUACUAUCUAGUAAACUCUCAAGAAUGACCUCGGUUUAGGUUCGUUUUUGUAAUAUUUACUUUCUGAAACUAAUGUACUCUUUAGUGUCUCUAAGCGUUUCUUACUUUUUUUUUUUUCUAA
This is a messenger RNA of Amaranthus tricolor (Joseph's coat), 3952 nucleotides long. RefSeq lists its product as uncharacterized. The coding region runs from base 591 to 3554 and encodes 987 amino acids. Lineage: Eukaryota; Viridiplantae; Streptophyta; Magnoliopsida; Caryophyllales; Amaranthaceae. The record is from RefSeq and is a predicted model, not a curated record. The transcript has 3 exons. Gene Ontology annotation, biological process: regulatory ncRNA-mediated gene silencing.